Molecule: messenger RNA, 3220 nt
Organism: Galleria mellonella (greater wax moth)
Lineage: Eukaryota; Metazoa; Arthropoda; Insecta; Lepidoptera; Pyralidae
Product: meteorin-like protein
Exons: 5
Coding region: 217-1230 (337 amino acids)
Molecular function (GO): hormone activity
Source: RefSeq, a predicted model, not a curated record
UCUAUCUCGUUUCUUCACGUAUUUGUUUCGUUAGUUUCGUACUUUAGUAGUAUUUCUGAAGUUAACUUAGUUUGUCGUAUCUUACAGCGACAUUACGAAAUUUGUUUAUUAUUGUAAAGUGACAAUUUAUUUACUUCAAAAUAAUGUAGUUGGUACAAGGAUUUCUGUAGUGAUGUGAUAUUUGGAGUUGAGACUAUAGUAUAUAUCUACUUUAAGAUGUAUUCUGAGGCUGUUUUUUGGACUGUUUUGGUUUUGAUAUGCGUUGCGGAGGCGGGGAUGAUGGGUGAUCAGUGCGACUGGACUGGCAGUGGCUUAACAUCGAGCGCAGAGAGAAGCGUGACUCCAGUUUACCUUCGGUGCCGCGAAGGUAGCGUCUCGUGGCUCUACCCUCGUGGAGCUCUGCGCCUUUUAUUCCGCCCAUCCCUGCCGGGUGAUGAGCGCGACUUCAAAGUCUGUGUGCGGGUGAUACGACGUCCUGAUCCACCAGACCUCUUCCAUACUCUACGAUUCAAUGAAACAGAAUCCCCUGAGCGCUUUCCAGCACGUUUGUUCGUGGAAGGUACUCGGAAGUUGGUACCCUUGUACGCGCCGGACGACGGUGAUCCCCGCGAACUUCGUUGUUUUCGAAGUAGACGAGGUCGAGCCGCUCUUUACGUUGAGGCUGAACCUGAAGACGGACCAAAGAGACGAGUGGCCACCUUCAGAUACGAGGCCCGGCCAAUAGUACGGCGCCAUUACGAUCCCGCUACUGCUGAUUGUCGACCCUGCUCGGACUCUGAGAUGGAACUCGCUUUCUGCACUAGUGAUCUCGUGUCCCGAGGCGUGAUUAUAAGCAGCGAACAGCGUGAAGACUUGGACACCACACAGCUGACGGUCAAACUGACCAAACUGAUACGCGCCACUGGUCAUAGUGACCAGCACAAGGAUGCCACACAAGGCGUUGGCGAUGAUGACUACUAUAGGUAUGAAGUGGAUAAUGUCCUAGAACGCAGCACGCACCGCAAGAGUGCGCGGCGGCGAUCACGCAGCGUGCGCGACCGUGCGCUACACGCGCACGUCCACGUGGCGGCCGCAUGCGGCGCGGCGGCCGGCGCUGGCGAGUUUCUCGUGAUGGCACGCCGCCGCCUCGGGAGGUACUCGCUAGUCUGUGCACCGCGCCUGCACCAGUGGGAACAGCUCGUCCGCAGGAGAAACUCAGAUGGCACUGCGCACUGCUUACUGCAAUAUUGAAUGAAGGUGGGCGGGGAGAGGGACAGAGCACAGUAACUGUUGAACAUUGAAGCCGCGAUGACAAUUUUGCAGGCAAAAUUUUACAUCGCAAAACGCUGCAGGUCGGUAGUUUACAUGCUAGUUUUCAGUGCUAGUUUCUCGCGCAUAUGUUUCGAGUUCAAGUUUCGACAGGCUGCGGAUAGGUGAAAAUUGUCGCCAUGUAAAUAUGCCAACUAGCCCGUAACAUACUAGUAUUAUUAUGCCAUACGACAGAAUCGAAAUUCGAUUCUGAAUACAGUUGGUUAAUUCGUUUGUCUACCACGAAAAGUCAACGUUCGCUAUAGUCCAUCAAUUUCAUAUGUGCUGACUGUGAUGUGACAGAUAGUGGUGCGCGCAUACUUUCCAUGAACAUCUUAUAUUUUCUUUUUUAAGGGAAUGCCUCGCAUGAAGGUGAUAGGCUAUAGUUUUGUUCUCCGCACGGUUUGAAUAUUUCUUAAAAAUUAUGUAGUGUAAUGAUGGAAUUGUAUUAUAAAGAAUGUGGUACGAACAUGUUUUGAGUUUCUAUUAGAAAUUUAUUGAUGGUGAUAAUAUUUAUAUUUUAAAAAAGUUAUAUUAAGCUGUAAGAUUAAUGUUACUUGUAAAAAUUAAAUCAGAAUUUGAAUAUCUACCUAGUUCUAAAUAAAUUUUUAUCUUUUCCUAAUAUAUAAUUGACAUUGUCUUUAAAAGUAAACGAGUUGCAGUUUUCAACAAUCAGAAACUUUUCUGUAACGAAUUAUCUUAAAGUAUCAUAUUUUGAAUAUGCUUUAGUUUGACUAUAGUUUUUUCUCUAUCAAAGAAUAAAAUGUACUAUUUACCUUAAAAGUAUUAAAAAAGAAAUAAUGUUCAAUAUCCUAUUAAGAAGUAAGAUAAUAUAAUAUUUGUGCUUGCCAUAACUUAGCUUGCGUUUCAAUGCAAUUUUGUACAAACAAAUUAUAUUUAUCAUUUAAAUGUUUAUAUAUUUUAUUGUAAAUCAUAAUGUGGUCCAGAGUGCCAAAAUUAAUACAGAUCUUCAUAAGUAGUUGUAAGGUUGAUCUCAUCUCUGUACAUAUUAUAAUGUUUAAUUUUAGAGCAAUAUUUUGAUAGCCAUAUUAGUGUAGUACCUCUAUUCAUAGUUUGAUAUCUAUCUUCUUGAUAUAAUAUCUGCUGCACAACUAUACGAUAUAGUCGAUUUAUUUCUUAUAUUAUAUUUAUAGAUUCUUCUUGAUAUAUUUAACAAAUAAUAAUGACAUGAACAAUUUAUUAAACUAAGAAAAAAAACAUAUUAAAGUCCUUUGGUGCUAUCAGAAUAUAAUGGAUAAAAUAUUUUGAGUGCUUCCAUGUAUACUAUAUAUAGAACUAUGUACAUAUAAAAAGUUGGUCUAAUAAUGCACAGUUUAGAAUGUUAUAAAAAAAAAAAACAGAUGUUUUAACUCUUCAGGUUCAUGUGAAACUGUGUGAAAAUGUGUUAUCAGUAAGUAUAAUAAAAUAAAUCUUACAACAUUGUACACUAAGUUUAAACAGGUACCUAUAAUACGAAUCGGAACUGUCGCACUUAUUUCGAGCAAUAAAUUAUAUGUAGGCGACAGAUUAUACACAUCUCUGAUGAAAAUUACAAUCGAUUAAAUAGAUUAAAUCAUAUUUUAACUGUGUUUUCGUGGUCAACUAUAUAGUAUGCUUAUGCUUAAAAUGUAUAAAUAUUUGUGUUAUAUUUUACCGAUUUCAACAUAUUGUACAGCUGUUAUGCGACUCAAUUACCACUUUAUAAUAUGUGCCUACAUAAUAUAUACUAUGCUUAUAUGACUUUGUGAAUAUUAUUAGUAUAUAGUUUUUUUUUGUAUAAAACUACGUUAGUUGUCGAUAUGUGAUAUAGAAUACAACGAUAUUUUAUCCAAGAUGUGUCUAUUGUAUAUAAACAAAUUAAUAUUGACAUUUUAUAAUGUUAAACUUAUAUACCUAUAAGAACAAACUGUUGAAUAAAAUAGUUUCAAACUUA